Aplysia californica (California sea hare) is the source of this 426-nucleotide messenger RNA. RefSeq lists its product as uncharacterized. The record is from RefSeq and is a predicted model, not a curated record. NCBI's taxonomy places the organism in Eukaryota, Metazoa, Mollusca, Gastropoda, Aplysiida, Aplysiidae. The transcript is spliced from 3 exons. Bases 1 to 426 code for a protein of 141 amino acids.
AUGGCGGCGAAGCGAUACAUUAAGCCGUCUGCUGUAUACGUCAUCGGAGACCAGCAUCCCAUGGGGAGGUGGUGGCAACAGGUCUUGAGAGAUGUGCACGGUGUGAGAUUUGUUUACCGAGAGUUACCUCCAAACAUCUCCGGCGAGCCCGUUCACUUUCAGCACCACCUGAGUGAUCUGGUCCGACUUCAGACUCUCUACUUCAAUGGUGGGAUUUACCUGGACGCUGACAUGGUAGUGGUCAGGGACCUCGAGCCUCUGCUAGACUACGACAUCACGCUAGGUAUGGUGGAGAACGGCACAGGGAUGGGCAACGCCUUCAUCGUGGCAAAGAGAGGCUCCCCCUUCAUACGCGAGUGGUACAACGAAUACAGACAUUAUAAAAAGGACGAAUUCUACUGGAACUCCUUACAGGUGACAAACUGA